UGUGCGAGCAGCACACUGGGCUGACGUCACGCCUCCCCCGCGAGCGCCGCGCGAGAGCUAUGUGUUGGAAUGCGUGAGUCUCGCGCACUUCCUCGAUCGACUUAAAAGAGUUUGGAAAUAACUUUGCGCGAAUCCUCUUUUUACAACAUUAUCGUCGAACAGCGGUUGAACCCAGUUGCUGGUUGAGCAUGUCUGCUCAAACAAUCUAUUCAUCUACAGCUGGCAUCUUCAUGCCUACUGUUGGCAUUCCCCUGCCAGAGGUGGGUCAUGAUCUUCCCGAGCUGCCCCGAAACGAUGUGGUCGCCCCUCAGCUAGUCAUGCUGGCUAAUGUGGUGUUAUCAUCGGAAACAUCUGCCUCGGACUGCAAUGCCGAAGAGAAGCAAAUGUUUGAACUCAUAACUGUCGGAAGCAACUACUCUGAUAGCGACGAAGAGGGCGUCGUCAGAUACAGCCUUGACAACUUGCAGACGUCCGAGGGCAAUUACGCUGAUCAGGCCACUGCGGUCGAACCAGAGGUGAUAGAAAUAGUGCUUGAUCAUGGUGAGAUUGAGCGGGCGAAGGACCCCUCUGAAAAAAACUUGACGGAACCCCCACCUGUGGAAAAGCGUAAGCGCAGUCCGGUUGCCGUCUAUGAGUCUGGCAAAAAGAAAAAGCCCUUCUUUUGUAAACCCUGUCAGUUCCAAGCUGAGAACGAGAAGGACUUCAUUCUUCAUAUUGGGGCUCACAACGCUAAUAAAAUGAUUGCGGAAAACAGGGUGGGUGAUUCAGAUGACAACCUGGCCAAUGAAUCGGGACAACCUCACACCCAGAGCCCAGAGAACAGCGAAAGUCAGGCUAACUUCAAAGGCGUGAUACGCUGCGAGCGCUGCGGGUACAACACCAAUCGCUACGACCAUUAUGUGGCUCAUCUUAAGCAUCAUACCAAAGAGGGAGAAGGUCAGAGAGUGUUUAAGUGCACUAUUUGCACCUACAGCACCAUCAGUCAAUACCACUGGAAAAAACAUCUGAGGAAUCACUUUCCCAGCAAGCUUUUCACUUGCAACCAGUGCUCUUAUUUUUCUGAUCGCAAAAAUAACUACAUACAGCACAUCAGGACCCACACUGGUGAACGUCCUUUCCAGUGCAUAUACUGUGAUUACUCCAGUUCACAAAAAACUCACCUUACUAGACACAUGAGAACCCAUUCAGGUGAGAGGCCUUUCAAAUGUGACAGCUGCAGUUACCUGGCAGCCAACCAGCACGAAGUGACCCGCCAUGCCAGACAGGUCCACAAUGGACCCAAGCCCUUAAGCUGCCCUUACUGCCAGUACAAGACGGCAGACCGCAGCAACUUUAAAAAACAUGUUGAGCUUCACGUCAACCCUCGCCAGUUUCUUUGCCCGGUGUGCAAGUAUGCCGCAUCCAAGAAGUGCAACCUGCAGUACCACAUCAAGUCCAGACACCCGGGAUGCUCUGAAAUUUCUAUGGACGUGUCAAAGGUGAGGCUGCGUGCCAAAAGGGCCGACGGUGAAGACCCACCCGAGAAUGAUGACGAUAAUCUUGAGACGAAUCAGGUCGAAGAAAGGGAAAACGGGGAAAAGCAAGCAGGAGAAUUGGAUGACAUUGAAUCAGGCCCCAUCAACCUCUCCAUUAAGAAACACAGUAAACCCACCUCUGCUCCAGAACCUGAACUGACAGACCAGACUUCGAAGAAAAACCUUGAUGUCAUCGGUAAAGAAAAAUCUGGAAAACCAAUCCAGCAACCUACUGAGAAAAAGUCAGUGCCGAAAACUGACGGGAAAGAGAAAAAAGUUAAAAAGGUUAAAGGUAAGACUUCUGGAAAAGUUAUGGACAUUGUGACCACACAACCAGAGGAAUGCACAGACAAACAAGACAGUAAAAAGGAGAAAGCGAUAAAAAAGAUUGAGAAGUCCUCUAAAUCUUUGGGGAAGGUUACAAAGGGUCAUCCCAAGAAAGACAAGUCAUUGAAGGAGGCUGCAAAUGAAGCAACUGCAAAACAUCAAACUGUUGUGGCAGAGGGCCAAAGGUUAGAUUUGGACAAAGAAAGAGUGGAGAAAGACCUUCUAGAUAAGCAAAAAGAAAAAGAGGAAAGAAAGAAGCUGGAGAAAGAAAACAGAUCAUUUAACGAGACAGUGAAAAACACUGAAGAUACUGCAAAGGAUUGCAGAAAACCUCAAACGAAGAAACCAUGUAAGAAGCAGACAAAAUCAGCAAAGGUCAGCAGUGAAAAAGAGGCAAACCAAGAAGUCAGGACUAAACCAUCAAAAAGAAAAGCAGAUGCCAUGAAUCUACCAGAGAUGGAGACUUCAGAACCAAACAAUCCGUCCAAGCGGGUCAAGCGCAAGAAGAAAGAUUCGACCAAGUCAUCAUCUGCAACUUCAUGUGCUUCGGUGACCAAUCGCACCAUACCUGAGGUUCUCAAGGCCAUGAAGAGCAAAAGCAAAAAUGAGACAACAAGUGCAGACAAACCCAAUGUAUCUGUUGUGGAACCCAAGAACACUUGUGACAAUGUCCUUGAGUACCCAGAGAAGUCAAGCACCCCACAAACUGAAAAAGCGCCCAUUACAGAACCGCCCAAGGUGCUUGAUGGACCACACCAGCAGAUACCUACAGCAGUGACCUGCCAAGAAGAGAAAAUCUGCACGACCAGUUCUGUUGAGCAAGAACCUACACACCAAACCCCAGAGCCAGAAUUGCCUAAAGGAAUGGAGGACAAGACCUCAUCAGGACCUCCAAAUGAAAUUUCAGAGGUUGACAGUGGAAGUGAGAUGCCUUCGCCUACUGACAGCGAGACUUCCCCAGGCUUCAGCCAACAGCAGCCCGGGUUUAGCCCAACUCUUGAACUUCCUGGUCCACCUGGUCACAAAUCCACCGAUGCGGAAGAUGAUGAGGGUAUCCAUAGUAACGAUGGGGGAAGUGACAUCAGCGACUGUGCCUCUGAAGGAAGCUAUGACUCUGGCCUUAACGGAUUAGCUGCCGCAACAGAAGGUGGAGAAAAACUUCCAGAGACUCCUACGGAGGAGCUUCCAUCUUCCAGCAAACUUCCCAGUCACACGUGUAUCUUCUGUGACCGUACGUUCUCUAUGGAGAUGGACUACCGGCGCCAUCUGAACCGCCAUCUAGUAAAUGUGUAUUACUUGGAGGGGCCGGCUCAGGGUGACAAGUAAGAGCUGAUCUUUUUUGGACAAUUGCAAUUAGCUAUUUUGUGUCUGUGGCUAGUUUUGAGGAUGUUUCUUUAAGCCUUUUCAAGAUUUUCAGUAUUUAGCUUGACACGACAUUAAUUCAACUUGAUUGAUUUCAUAUCACAGUAUUCCUUUAUUUACCGUUUCAAGUCCACAAAAGAAACUUUACGUAGUGACAAAUACUCGGUCAAAAUGAACAUCAACGUUUAUUGUCACACUACUUGGAAGCAACAAAACAGAGGGCUAUUCAGCAAGGAAGCAUCCAUCUCAGCAAAGAUCUGAUCUUAGACAGAUCCAGGUGGUCCAUUGCUGAAUAAGGCCUGAUGAUAAAAGGCCUUUCACGGUCUUUGUGCUCUUCCACUUGAGUGAAGCAGCUCCAUCACUGGUCAGCGAGAAACAAAAUGUUCGUUUAAAGCUGGCUUGUGUCAUUGUUUCCUUUUUUUGAGAGCACUUGACAACUAGAACUGAGAAGAAAUUUAUUGUCAUUGUGCAAGCACAACAAAACUAACCAUUUCACUUGCAGGCCUUUUCUCUUAUUGUAAAGUUUUUCAUUUGCAAUUUGUCUAUAAGACAGAAUUUCCUCAGUUUGUAGAUUUAUUUCUCUCGUAGGUUUCGGAUACAAUUUAAAAUUUGAUGCUAAAUCCAAAGAUGGUUGCUUUUGUUAAUAAACUGUACAUAUUUGUAUUUCCUCUUUUGCUCUUCAAAGCCUCAGACAAUCAAAUUGAGCUUUUUUGUUAUUUUUUGUUUUCUUGCAUAUUUAGAUCUCUUUUAUCUAACCUCAGAUGGAAGAGGCUUGUCUUUUCCCUCCUUUCUCGACCAUGCAACAUUCCCUUUCACAGAAUAAACAUCCCAUUCUCACGAAGUGCGUAUAAAUUGCACGCAGUGUGAAAAGUCAUGCAAUACAUAAACCAAAUUCAAAUUUUGCGUGCAUAUGAUACGCCAGCCCCUACCGUUAACUUUAUACGGUGCAUCUUUUCGUGACAUCUUAUGUAAUGUUUUUUUCUUCUUCUGUUUUAAUAAACCAUUGUCGCUUGGGUUUGGGGUUAGAAUUGGGAUUUGCUUUAGGAUGUCAUUUAAUAUAUAGGUUUCUCCAUUUUUUUUGGUCUAUUUUUAAACCGUGGUCGCUUGGAAUUGGGGUUAGAAUCAGGGUUUUGAUUCUAACCAAAGUUGUUCUAACCCCAAACUCAACCGACAAUGGUAAAAAACUAAAAAUUGAUAAAAAAAACACCA
Misgurnus anguillicaudatus (oriental weatherfish) is the source of this 4412-nucleotide messenger RNA. RefSeq names its product RE1-silencing transcription factor (gene rest). Gene Ontology annotation, biological process: positive regulation of transcription by RNA polymerase II. Lineage: Eukaryota; Metazoa; Chordata; Actinopteri; Cypriniformes; Cobitidae. Gene Ontology annotation, cellular component: nucleus. The record is from RefSeq and is a predicted model, not a curated record.